CUUCGACAGGCGGGCUGAACCGGGUGAGGGUAACCUCAUACCCCGGUGAGGUAGGGACACGCCCGUCCUGGCAUGCGAAGUUGGCUCCGGCGGACUGGGUGGAUGAGAUCCAAUGACCACCAAGGCGGUGUCACAACGCUCUGUUGAGAACACAGCGACAGUCAUCCACCGGAACCAAGGAAAACCCCAGUUUGUGGCGCCUGUUCGUACCACUGGACCCGGGCAGAGAGAGUUGAACUCCCCCCACUGGUCGGGCACAAUGGACAGCCACCAAACCUCAACGUGUUUCACAUCAGGUGUGGAGUGAAGGAAACCUGCCACCCUUACCCAUUAACUCUCGCUUCCAUAUUAGUUACCCUCUGGAACUCUACAGUACUACUGAAAGGUGAUAAUAAUAUUCACCUGUCAUACUGAUGACGUGGUGCGAGCUAGCUCCGCCUUACGGGGGUGGAGGGAUUUCGGUCAGAAACCUGAUGCGUUUGGAGCCCAUUCUCUGCUCUCUUUACAAACACUGUUUGGAUAACAUCAGUUAAACUUUGAAUUUGACCUUCCUUCCUCCUGCCAGACAGGCUGAAUCCAUCAGUGAAACUGACCUUACGGCUAAAGAGCAGCAGUUGAGAUUGGUUUGCUAAUCCUGGAAUCUGGGAGAAACCCAUGCGUUCCCCCGAGAGUUUGUGGCACUAAUGAUAACACUCUCUCUCUGAUGAGGUGUUAACCUGAAGGUUCAUCUACUCUCUCAGGCACAGGUUUUUUUUUACUAAAGAAGGCAGCAUCUCAUUGGAUAUCUGUAUGCGCAAGCCCGAGGCAAACAAUGGAAGCCCAGCCUGGAUUGGCCUGGUUCCUGCUUCUGAGCCUGAUUGCUGAGUGUUUGAAGUUGGUCCACUCUCGGGAAUUCACCGUGAAAGAUAUUAUCUACCUCCAUCCUUCAACGACACCCUAUCCUGGUGGGUUCAAAUGUUUUACAUGCGAAAAUGCAGCAGAUAAUUAUGAGUGCAACCGUUGGGCACCAGACAUCUACUGUCCACGAGAAACACAGUACUGUUACACAAGGCACAAGAUGAAUGCAAAUGGUGGCAGUAAAUUGGUUACAAAGCGAUGUGCAUCACUGAAGGAUUGUUUAUCUGUGGGGUGUACACAACCUGAUACUGAAGGAUACAAGGUCUGCACCUCCUGUUGUGAAGGGACAAUCUGUAACCUCCCAUUGCCCAGAAACACCUCCCAAGCAGUAUUCGCAACGUUAUCUCCUAUAAAUCAAACGAGUCGACAGUCAAUUCACUCUGCAGUGACACUAAUGUGCAUAAGUGUGCUCUUGUUGCUGUUUGAAUAGCUGGUGCUAUUCGAUGCUUCCCUGUACAGCGUUAUCUAACAUAGUAUUUAUUUUUGUACAAUACAUUUAUACAGUAAAGUAUCUUAUAUGCUGUAAAAAUGGUUAAGAAAUGGCAAAGUGUGGAAAAAGUGCAUGCAGUUUAAGAAAUGUAUCUUGGAGUGCAUGAUGACAACAAAUGUAAAGUCAAUACCCGAUAUUUAUAAGCUGUUUAAUCUAUUACUGUGUGUUAUGCAAGCAUGAACAUGGCAAAGCAGAUAGCAGCACGAGCAAAGACCUGGUGUACUCACCCAAGGUGAUUAACUCCAAUGAGAUUUAAAUUCAUUUUAUUAAAAUAAA
This is a messenger RNA of Hypanus sabinus (Atlantic stingray), 1663 nucleotides long. It is a transcript of the gene lypd6, whose product is annotated as LY6/PLAUR domain containing 6. The record is from RefSeq and is a predicted model, not a curated record. The transcript has 6 exons. Gene Ontology annotation, molecular function: acetylcholine receptor inhibitor activity. Lineage: Eukaryota; Metazoa; Chordata; Chondrichthyes; Myliobatiformes; Dasyatidae. The coding region runs from base 812 to 1327 and encodes 171 amino acids. Gene Ontology annotation, biological process: positive regulation of canonical Wnt signaling pathway.